AUGAAUGUUUACCGAUUGCUUUUGCCAUCGUUGGAGGCGAGACCUUGGAUGCAUGGAACUAUUUUCUUGUUAAUAUUCGUGCUCAUGUUACUGACAUGUCAAACAUAUGUUGUGGAGAAUAAUCCUAAUUGGCAGCCACCAAAUGCAUAUCACGUAUUUUGUAUUCGUCAUAUUGCAAGCAACUUCAAUCAAAAGUUUCGGAAUGAAGGUUUGAAGCGGAUGUUAAAGAAUUUAGGUUAUACUCUGGCCAUGGUUGAUUUUGAAAGGAAUCUUGCGAGCUUCCGUGAAAGUAGUCCUCAAAUUGCUGAGUGGAUUGAUGCGAUUCCUAAGGAAAAGUGGUCGCGAGCCUACGAUAUUGAAGGACGGAGGUACGGUUGGUUCAUUAUUUUGUUGAGAGAGGAACAAAUGUCGUUGCACAACUUGAAUCAGCUCACCGUCACUGCAAAAAUUGUUGAAUUGGUCAAGAAGAACCAGGUAGAUGCAACAGGCCAUCACGUUCGUGCAUACAAUGUGGAACAUACUGUCUUCGAGGUUGACGCAGGUUGGGAGCGUUCAUAUUCUAUCAAUCUCCCACAGAGAUUCUGUCAGUGUGGAAAGUUUAAGGCCUUUAAGUAUCCGUGUAAUCACGUCGUUGCUGCUGCCUUAAUUGUUAGGCAGAGUGCGUUCACGUACGUAGACGAUGUCUUCUUGGCUACUAACUUGGUCGAGGCUUAUUCGUUUCCGUGGGAGCCAAUCGGAAACGAGGAAGCAAUACCUGAAAUUAAUGGUCCAAAGAUUAUUCUCGAUGCCACUAUGUUGCGUGCAAAAGGUCGUCCAAAGUCAACUCGCAUCCGCAACGAGAUGGACGAAGUUGAGACAAGUCAAAGCCGUAUCAGGUGUGGACUUUGCAAGGAACGCGGCCAUAAUCGUCGAGGUUGUCCAAAUCGUGGGAGAAACGACUGA
This is a messenger RNA of Gastrolobium bilobum, 942 nucleotides long. RefSeq lists its product as uncharacterized. Gene Ontology annotation, molecular function: zinc ion binding; nucleic acid binding. Bases 1 to 942 code for a protein of 313 amino acids. NCBI's taxonomy places the organism in Eukaryota, Viridiplantae, Streptophyta, Magnoliopsida, Fabales, Fabaceae. The transcript has 3 exons. The record is from RefSeq and is a predicted model, not a curated record.